AAAUGCUAAGGAUUCCAAUGGUGCUCUUAUAAGCUUGAUACUAAUCAAUAUUCACUAUAUCUUCUUUGUUUUUCUGUUAGAUUUUAUCUCUAGCUGAGAUUCGUGGUGUUUAUUUCCCGAUGCUCAAGGUCAAAUCAUUGACUCUGGAUACAGUGAUCUCUCAGUAUGUUAUUCCUGGCAUAGAAAGACUGUUACAAAACUCUCCUGAUUUAGAGAAGUUAACAGUACGUGGAAGGACUUCCAGCAAUGCCAUACUGGUAUAUUUACCACAACCUCUUUUUCUAUAGCUAUUAUCCAGUUCAAAUCUAUCCAGGAACCGUUUUACUAACUUAUUUUAUGUUUGUACAGGAGCAUCAUCUUGACCUAUACUUGAAAUCACAAUCCUAGAAGCCGGAUCAAUGCUGGAAAUCGUCUAAAGAUGGUUUCAAUUGGAAUACGUCUUGUUGGUAUGUACAACCAAAGCAUGUCACUGCAUUCGUGGAACUUGUUCUUAAAGACACAGAGAAAUUAGACAAGAUGGUCCUAUUGUUGGAUAAACGUUACCUUGAGUCUUAUAUUGAAGAUCUGACUGCAACACUUCUUCACAACAACGAUGUCACCAUUGGGCCUCUUCCACCAACAUCACAAUAGGGGGUUGAAGUCUUGUCACUACCUCUAGCUUCCGCGUAGUACCUACACGGAUAUGAUUUCUGUUGAACGUCUUUUGGACUACACUAGGAUGUAUUAUAAUCUUCUAAAAUGUCUUUUCUGUUGCAGUGUUUCUUUAUUUUAUUACUUAAACAAGGCAUAUUCAAAGAAACCUUAUAGUCAUCCGAUUAAUUUUAUUAAAAGUCAAUGAUCUUACGUACGUACGAAUAUAUCAACAAUAAGUAGGAUGAAUACCCGUUCACGUUAAACAACUCAAACCUCAUCCACAUCAAAACAUCUUGAGAGAGAAAUGGCGAGACAUUUAGAAGAUAUAAUGAGCAUGGCGACAACAACACACCUCCAUGUUAGUUACCUUUUUCAUGUUGUGUUCUUGGCUCUAUUCAGCUGUUGUGUCCUCUCGGCUCUGUUACUCUCAUGUGCCGACGGAGCAUCCAGCGACAGCGACCUAGCCUAUUCCGGAAACACCCCUGAUGCCGGAGGUGCCGGCUGCGCUGGCUGCGGUGGUGGUUGUGGAGAUUAAAGAGUUCUUUCGUCUACGUCGUGGACUACUUUUGUAUUGUGGUUUUUGUUGUCAGCUUUGGUAUAAAAGCUCUUUCCUUGUUUUUUUCACAAAUAUAAGAAUUGGUUGUGUGAAUGUAUUACUAAAGCAAACUUUUGUGUCUAAACCGGGUAAACCAAUCCAAAUCCCAUAUUGAAACCCAGGGGAGUAGAUUCAUAUCAUAAUCCAUAAAGAAACGUUGAAUGUCUCAUGGUCCUAAUAGCCCCCAACAACACGACCAAGUUUCAUGUCAAGAGGAGAAGCAAAACCAAAAUUAAAAUAUGAAGCUACCAUCAAUUCUUUAUGGAUCCAGAAUCCGGAUCAACUGAUGGUUAACUGGAUUCUUUGGUGAAAUGA
Molecule: messenger RNA, 1543 nt
Organism: Brassica napus (rape)
Lineage: Eukaryota; Viridiplantae; Streptophyta; Magnoliopsida; Brassicales; Brassicaceae
Exons: 1
Coding region: 938-1168 (76 amino acids)
Source: RefSeq, a predicted model, not a curated record